UAUCUCUCUAUCUCUCUAUUCGUAUGACUUUGCAUCUGAAUUCUGCGUGAGGCUUUCGCAGAAAUUCAGUCGUGCUCGGCCCUUCGAUUCAUCGUAUCUCAUGAACGCUCUCAUGCAUCAAGUAGUAGUUAGAACGAUAAGAAGAGGCAGCAGUCGUAAUUGGAGAACAUUUUCUUUGCUUAGCUCAGUAGCACCACUCGUACAGCAGGACGAGGAAUGGCCAGUGACUUGUCCAGCAGUUGUACAGAAGUCAACGAGCUCUUCAACGAUGAAAAAGAGGAAGGUGAGAUAUCCCUUGAAGAUGUCAGCUCGUCUGAAGAGGGACAGCCAUAUAUAUAUCCACCAAGAACAUUUGAACAAUGCCCAUAUUGUCUGUCAACAAAGCACUGUGCUAUGUGGUGUAAAAGCCUGACAAUUAAUAAAAAUAAUAUCAAGCGAGAAGCACAUCCUGUUAUUGCCAAAGAUGCAGGCCUACAAGGGAAGGAAAAUCGCAGUCGACGACAUUAUCACAAAGACAUCAUGGAUUCUCGUAUCUCCACCGAUACGAUCGGAUCGAAAACAGCCAGCGCCUAUAGUACCCUACAGGAAAAAAAUAAAGAUGACGACGCAACCGUCAUUAGCGACCUUGUGCCCAUCUCGAGUGAUAGCGAUAUGGAACUCGUGGGCUUGGGUCACGAUACCAAGUUGGAAAAGAGGUCACGCCGAUCAAUUAAGUCUAGCAAAACGCGAAGAAGACGACGUAACAAAUCACCAUCAGUCGCCUCAUCAUCGCUUUCGCCAUCUUCAAUCGAUCUCACUCUCUCCAUUAAAGACUCUAUUCACAGACUGGAACCAAUUCAGCUUGUGUCCAGUAAAAAGGAGAGCAUCCACUCAAAAUGUCAUCACCACUCUCCCGACAAGAAGAAGCUGAUUAACACCAAACUAUCGUUAUCUUUGCGCAGACAUAACAGGUCGCGCUCUUCGGCCAUAAUUGCCAAACGACGAACUGGACGUCAAGAACUUCCAUUACCACCACCUCCAAGAAAGUCCAUACCUUCUCUACGACAGUCAUCACCCUCCCAUCAACGCGAAAUGGAAAUCCUCUUAAAUACUUCAGGAAAUUUACAACAGCCAUCGAUACGAGGCAAUGUCACGAAACUACUCAAAAAGGUUCGAAGGUUAGAGCCGUUCUCUAGUCGAAGUAGAGAAAAGGGAUCCUCGCUCAAAGAUAAACUAAGCAAUAUUAUGAAGAACAAGAAGGAAACAUCGACUAUCAUCGCCAGCACAACUUCCAGUAUCGUUACUACUGCUGCAACUUCCAAUAGUACAACCACCAAUGUCAUUCCCGCCGCCACCGCCAUUAUUACCCUCACCUCCUUUAAUACCACUACUACCACGGCCACCACCACUACUGUAGCUUGCACUAUAGAAACAAAUAAAGAAAAUUUAACCAAAUCUAGUACUAAUACCAAAGAAGAACCAGCAGUUGCUGUAAAAUGCAAAGAAGUUGUAGUAAACGAAGUACAGAAUUUAAAUAAAAUUGACAACAAAGAUGACGAUGAUGAUCUCUUCGUUCUGCGGCAGAUAGCUCUUGAAACAAAACAAAAAAAGAAUGUCGUUCCAAAGUCCGAGGAUGUAAAAAAUGAGACUACUAAUAAUGUAAAGACCCAAUUACAAUCUGUGGCGCCACUACAGAAGUUACCUAACAUCUGCAUAGACGAUAACGAUGAUGAUCUUGAGCUACGAAUGAUAGCCCUGCGUUCAGCCGUGCUCAAGAAACAUAAUACACGCAUGCAAUCCGGCGUUAGACGAAAAAGAAAGAGCAGCGAGGUACCCGUUGUGCCACGCAUUGAAAGUCCUUUCACAUCUAGCUUUAUCGAAGAUUUUCCUUUGCUAGCUAAGAUCUGUAGUCCCACUUCACCCCUUGGAUCGAAAAAAGAUAUCUAUUAUGAUGAAGACAUGGAUUUAGAUUCCGAUAUGGAACUCGAUGGAUCGCCUUACUCACCCAAUGAUGAUGUUGGUAAUCAAUUCCUACUUGAUAGCGUCGAAUCCUUACCAGCCUCUGUAAAUCAAGAACACAUGAUUAACAUGAGUCUCUAUUCAUCUUCCAAUCUCAUAAAAACAUCAUGUCAUCAUGGCCAAAUGUCAGCUGAACCUCUUGAUCGAAAUGUAAUGAAAUUAAGUAACCACGAGUCUCGACCUUACUCACCAACUGAUGCUACAAUCUAUGAUCCUGAUUUACCAGGCGUUCGCUUUAGUGUUGCUGACACACAGCCCCUCCAACCUCCACCUCUGCCACCCUUACCGCCUCUCGACAUGCUCGAUUCUCAACAGCCAGCGUUGAUUGGUUGUACAAUGGGUUUAACAAAUGUCUACUCCGACUCUCUACUUACUCUGCCCAUGCCCGGUUUCUCAACAAUCCACCAAGCCCUAAACCCGCUAUUACUUCCGCCUCCGCCUCCACCGCCUCCUAGUACGGCUCCGCUCUUCACUUGCCCAGUGGUUACGGUAACGACAACGACAACAGUAACGACAAAGACAACUCCAACAUCUGAAUCUACGAUAGCAUCCGAUACAAUUUUAACUAACGAACUAAAUGACUUUGGUGAGACAGAUCUUGACGGUAGUCCUUUAGUACCCAUAGAGCAGGACAAUGAACGCGCGACCUGGUUACUACUUGACGAACCAUUGUAUUUAUCCAAUAUUCAAAUGUGCGAGCCAAAUGGACUAUCAAAACUUGUCAGCCCCAUACCUCAAAUCGAAUCGCAGAUGACCGAAACAAUGUCAAAAAGCGUCGAGUCGCAAAAUAAUACUCUUAUUAAGUCACAGAUAGUGCCACUGUCACAUCAUAAGGAACCAGACAUGAUUAGAAGCAGAAGCUUGGUACAGAAGCGGAAGCGGAAACAAAGUAAUACUUCGCGCCAAGUAGAAGAGUUAGUUUCUGGUAAAUUUGACUCAAUGCAAGAAAAUCGCCAGGAAUUUGGUAGCCUACAUGUUAAAGAGAAAAAAUCUAACGAUAAAGAGGCUAACGUCGAAGAUGACGAAGAAGUACUUAGAGAAAUAUUGCUUGCUUCAUUAGCCAAAAGAGCGAAAGAUCAGCCAAUAAAAACGCCAACAAGAAACGAGGAAUUAAAAAACACUUUAAAAGUAAAAAAUGAUCUUUCACGAAGUUCAGCACUCGCACCAAAAUUACCUAUCGCAAAAGCAGUAAUGAUGAAUCAGCUGAAGAGACAAGCGUCACAAGCUGCUUCAGCCGAACAGCCAUUGCGGAAGAUUAUAAAAAAAACAAACGUUAUUCCAGCUUCCACAAAAGUCGUUAAUAAUGCAAAGCGCUAUCAAAACCUAAUGAUUCAGCGUAAGCUCAACCAGCAGAAGAUUGCAUUGAUUGCUUCAUCCAAGAGUCGCUUUAAGGUAAACAAUAACAGCAAUGCUAAUAGUAACGUUAAAAAUAUAGGUAGCGUAAGUGAAACUCAAAGCUCAACAAGUCCACAAAUAACAAAAUUGAUUAAUGAGAAUCAAAGGAUCAUAAUCAAUCUUAAUGAAGAUACUGAAAGUGAAUCAGAAAAUGAAGAAACGAAGAUGAAAUUAAACACCACCAAAACUAGACCGACUAUAACAAUACCAACAACAGAUUUUGAAAAAAGUGUUGAUCAAUUUCUUAAGGAUGUCAGGCACAAACAGGAGAUGAAUAUUAUAAAUUCAUCUACAACGUCAACAAUGACAGUAACAAAAACAACAAACAAUUUAACUUCGACUCAGAUAAAACCUCCCGUUCAAAAGCUGGUCAUUCCAGCGACUUCACUUACAGUUUCCAGUGUCAAGAUUACCGAUCCUGUAACAACAAAACCAAACAUAAAUCUUGCAAAAGCUUCUACUGCAACAACUUCCAAUACAAAUUUAGCAAAUGACAAAUUCACUCCUGACAAGGCAAUAACGAAAAUUCCAAGUAUAUCUGCUACACCUCAGGCAGUAAAGCAUCUACCAGCAUCUCAACAAGAAGAAUAUCGACGUUUGAAACAACAAAUAUUCGAGCGCGAAAAACUACAUCUACAAAAUUCAAAAGGAUCUACCACUGCUUCUACUACAACAACAUUAACAAAGAGCUCAAGCAUUUUAUCAAGUCCUAUUAUUUCACCAGUUAUACUGACAUCAUCCAUCCGAAAAGUUGAACCGAAAAUUCAGAUAUCAACACCAAGCAAUCACAUAUCUCCUUUAAAUAAAAUGGUUCCCAAGACACAACUGGUAGCAACAAUAAGCCCAAUGUCGAAGCAAAAUUAUGGGAACAUAACUGGAAAAUUAAAAAUAGCCUUAUCUCCCAUUUCUUCUAAGCAAAUCGUUAGUAAACCCAGUAUGAAAAUUCCGGCCCAAUCAAGUCCUCUUUCGAGCGUAAGAAGAUUGCAACAAGUGAAACUCCUGGACAAAAUGAAUGACGCCUUGAACACCCAGAAGAAACAAAUUAGAGCAGUUGCCCACAAGGUCUCUUCUUUAAGGAUACUUGCUAAAGAGCGACUGAAUUUACGGAACUCGCAUGUACAACGUCCGAACAUAGAGUCCGAAAGUCGUCUUAACAUGGAAAAUCUUCAUAGACUAAAGAAUCAUCAGAUAAAAGAUGUGAAGAAUGAAAAUGAAACUAUUUCAAAUUUAUCAACUACUAGCAGAAGUCAUUCAAUUGAUUCAUUAAAUGCGACAUACGUUUCUCUACAAAGUAGUGUAGAUAAAGCUUCGACUAUGGAAAAAUCCUCUGGUAUCGACGAGUCAAAACAAAAUUGGGAAGAAUUUAAAAAAGAAGUUCAUAAAGAAGUAGAAUCUCUUUCGAAUCUAUCUCCAGAGGAACAAAGGGAACUUUUAUUCAAUACAGAAGAAGAAUUAAUUACAAAAAGGCAUUCAGUUUUGGAUGAUAUCACUGAAAUGUCAGGCAAUCUUAGACAAUGGGAAAUAGAAAGGGAUCUACAAAAUAUGUUAAAUAAUGAAAUUAAUAAGCUUCGAGAACAACUGAGAACAACUGAAGAAAAACUGCUUUUACAGAAAGAAAAGUUGAACAGUAUUCAGCCCAAAGUGUCUACUUAUCAUGAAAAAAUCAAUAGUGGCAGAAAAGAAUGUUUCAGAUUAUCUAAAAUAUGUAAUGGUCUUGGUCAACAGAUUAUUGGGUCUAAUUACAAUGUUCCUACUGCUGGUGCAGAACUUUUAAAUAAUAAGAUAAAAGAAGUUGCUAUUCAUACUCAAAAAUUACGCAGUAAAAAAAAUCUACCUAAAGAAAUUAUAAAAUCUAGUAAUUUAUCAAAGAAUAUAGAAAAUUCAAUUUUAAGAAAAGAAAAUUCUUCAAUCCUAAACAGUGAUGAAGAUCAAACUUUAAUUAUGCGAAAUAUUAACUCGGACAGUGACAAACAAUUAACAAAUUUUAAUAUUGAAAGUUUAGCUUUAACUAAAAAAAGUAUUCUUAAUAUUCAAAGUGAAAAAUCAGCUUCCGAAAUUGGUGUAGAUAAUUUAAUUAUAACAGAAAAAAAUGAUUUUAAAAAUCUAGUGCGUGAAAGUAGUAUUCCAAUGGAUGUAACUACAGAAUGUGACUUUAAAGCUGAAUCCAAAGAAAUAUUAGAGAUUGGAAUUGGAUUAGAUAUCGUUUCGACCACAAGUAUUAUUGAUACUGAAUUAAAUGAAACACUAAUAAAUACUGAACAAGAAAAUAAAAAGGACCAUUGUAAAGAAAUAUUAACAUCAUCGGUAGAAAAAAUAAUAGUAAAUGAUGAUACCGAAAGAAAAAAUUCUGAAUAUUCUAUAAGCAAUAAGCAUUCCCUUUUAUCGAACUACAUUGAUACAUUAAAAUUAAAAGAUCCUAUUCAAGAGACCACAGAACUGACCAUAGAAACAAAAUGUAAGGAACAGUUUUUGGAUCAUAGAAAUGAAUCUUUGCUGCAAAGUUGCAGUUUCAAGACAGCCAAAAAAAACGUGAUUCAACCUUAUGAAUCUAUUUUAAAGCAUCUACAGACAAGGAACAGCAAAACCGAUGGGAUUCUUUGUCCAUAUGAACUCAUGGGUACCUGUAAUGAUGGAGAUUGUCAAUUUGUUCAUCAAUCCACUAGUCAAUGUCGAUAAACUUUUAGUGACUAAGGCUCGUGGAAUAUUUUUUAUACGUAAGGUAUUUUGAGAGGCUUGACGAAUUACUCUUAGAUACAAUUGUGCAUUGGAUGUGUCGUUUCUCAGCAUUUUUGAAGAUUGGUAAGUCGUCUUCGUAACUCACAGGAUCUUUUUUACAGUGAUAUAUUACUAUUGUUUAUUAGAAAAAAUUUUCAUAAAUGCCGAAGCUUGUUUUUUCGGUAGAUUAUUUUUUGUUAUUGCUAUCACGUUAAUAUUUUUGCACUCGAAAGAACUGAGUUAAUUAAUGCUAUAUAAGCAUUAUCAUUAUUUUUUUCUUUUAAACUUUUUAUUAUGUGUAAAAAUUAUAAAUAUAUAUUGAAGAUUUUAUCGGUAAGGAAUUGAAAUUGUUGCCAUGUAAAUAAUUUAUAAAUCAACUAAAAUAUUGAGAUUCUUUAAACUUUUAAAGUGAAAUCUGAUAAAUCGAGAAAAUUAGAAGUGAUGACUUCGCGAUAAUGUGUAUCAUAAAAAUUAAAUACCUCAUAAGAAUUAAGUGAAAAAGUGUA
This is a messenger RNA of Ceratosolen solmsi marchali, 6614 nucleotides long. RefSeq lists its product as uncharacterized. The coding region runs from base 217 to 6069 and encodes 1950 amino acids. NCBI's taxonomy places the organism in Eukaryota, Metazoa, Arthropoda, Insecta, Hymenoptera, Agaonidae. The transcript has 11 exons. The record is from RefSeq and is a predicted model, not a curated record. Gene Ontology annotation, molecular function: metal ion binding.